Molecule: messenger RNA, 363 nt
Organism: Osmia lignaria (orchard mason bee)
Lineage: Eukaryota; Metazoa; Arthropoda; Insecta; Hymenoptera; Megachilidae
Source: RefSeq, a predicted model, not a curated record
AUGACCGACAUGAACGUCGAAACAAAUGAACAAAACGAAAUUAUGAACGCAUUGCUGCAGCUGCAGCAACAGCUGCAGCACAUGCAGACGCGGCAGCAGGAGAGGGAUAGGGAGGUUGCGGCGCUACAGCAACAGCUGCAGCAACAGCAAAUGCUGCAGCAGCAACAACCGCCGCAGCAGCAACAAACGCCGCAACAACAACCGCAGCACCAGCAACCGCCGCAGCACCCGGACGAAACUGAGGCGGAUGUGAAGCCGCGGCGAAAGAGAGGAACGGCUGCUGGCGUUACACGCCGCCAAAAUCGCGGGAGAUGGCCGCGGGGCGGGAGGGGUGGCGGCAGAGGUUACCGUCGCCUGAACUAG